This is a messenger RNA of Penicillium odoratum, 522 nucleotides long. RefSeq lists its product as uncharacterized. Lineage: Eukaryota; Fungi; Ascomycota; Eurotiomycetes; Eurotiales; Aspergillaceae. The record is from RefSeq and is a predicted model, not a curated record. The coding region runs from base 1 to 522 and encodes 173 amino acids. The transcript is spliced from 2 exons.
AUGGCCGCACGUGAGGCAAUCCGUCAUAUUUCCGAAGCAUCGAAGACCAAUCCGUUGGUUCAAGAACUUCGAUUCCAUGGGUUUUUCAUAGGAAGCUGUGCAUUUGCAUUGAUCUACGACAUGCUGCAUGACCAGUCAAUGAUCUCUACUCAUCUACCGUGGGUCAACACAGGACUGCGAUACCUUUCUCAGAUGCGAGAGGGAGAGCCGAUCACUAGUACCAUCCGCGCUGUCAAUCUUGCAUUGGACAAGCUGAAUCAAGGCCAAAUGACGGAAGUAAGUGAGCCUUCAAGUUCUUUUGCUCGACUUUCUCCGGAAAUUGCAGAGGCCGAGGCAAGGAGUGAGGUCCAAGAAUUUGCCAAUAUUACUCAGAAUUCGACUUGGAAUGGUUUAUCUCCGUCGUUACCCUCGAACCUGGAAACUUUUGAUGGAUCUGGCGAUCUUGGGAUCUGGAGGAUCGAUCCGUCUAUGGUUACUUUAGAAGGAUUCUUCUCCUGGCCGCUCCAAGGGCCCUUUCAAUGA